GGCCAGCUGAAUGCGCCCCUCCCUGUCUACGACAUCAAUCAUACACCUGACAAACAGGGGUCGCGCAACAUCUGUCGCAAGGCCUGUUGCUACAUCAUCGGACAGGAUUGCAUUCGCGGCAGCAACCUAGACCACGAGAGUCUACCCGCCUACCCGAACGAGCACCGCCGAGCAGAUCCAGCGCACGUCGCGUUGCACCGUGCCAGCUGUAGGGACACUUUGAUUAACACAACUUUUUCCUUCACCUCCUUCGCGACCAUAAAGAUGCCAGCAUUGAGGGCUUGCUAGGGAGGAAAGCGACUCGGACGAUAGUACGGUCAUGUCCGUUGCCAACUACAAUUUUGUCGCAGCGGCAGACAUGCGACCGGCAUGCGAUAAUAGCUCGAGCUACCGCUUAGUGAUGCGCCAGCAGCCGCGACAGGCGCGCGCGUGCAGCAACAAGGAACGCGAGCGCAAACCAAUUGACCCACCGCCCGUUGUCCAAGUCUUGUAUGGCCAAGCUGACAAGACGCGCAACUACAUGCAGAGCCCAUACAUGUUUGUUGUGGCAGAUCUCGUGCGAUUGCGGCAAGAAGGCUCUUUGCCUGCUGAUAUUGCAAGCGGCGCAGACUUGCUUGGCACGGUCGUUGGGUCGCUCAACAAACUACGUGAUCCAGACGCCGAGGAUGGUGGCUUCUUCAUCUUUAGUGAUAUUUAUGUCAAGCACGAGGGACUGUAUCGACUACGCUUUACGCUAUUUGAAAUUAAUCCACGCUCAAGCCUCAAGUCUGGCGCUGCAGAGGUGGCAUACAUUACGAAUGUCUGGUCUGAGGACUUUAGGGUCUAUGGCAUCAAGGACUUCCCUGGACCCUUGCCAUCGACCAAGCUAUCCCGCAUAUUUUGCGAACAAGGUGUCCGUUUGAAGUUGCGGAAAGAGGCAAGA
Protomyces lactucae-debilis is the source of this 922-nucleotide messenger RNA. RefSeq names its product velvet factor. The record is from RefSeq and is a predicted model, not a curated record. Lineage: Eukaryota; Fungi; Ascomycota; Taphrinomycetes; Taphrinales; Protomycetaceae. The transcript is spliced from 2 exons. The annotation marks the transcript as partial.